Stegodyphus dumicola is the source of this 915-nucleotide messenger RNA. RefSeq lists its product as uncharacterized. NCBI's taxonomy places the organism in Eukaryota, Metazoa, Arthropoda, Arachnida, Araneae, Eresidae. The record is from RefSeq and is a predicted model, not a curated record.
AUGGGGGGUACAAAGCUUAUACCUAAUUUAAAUGAUAAGGAACAUUAUAUAGUGCAUUACAGAAACUUAAAACUCUAUCUUAAAUUAGGUUUAAAGUUAAGAAAGGUGCAUAAAAUUCUCAUGUUUGAGCAGUCACCUUGGUUAAAACCAUAUAUAGAAUUUAAUACCAAUCAAAGGAAGAAUUGCAGCUCAGCUUUUGAAAGAGACUUUUUCAAGUUGAUGAACAAUGCUGUUUUUGGUAAGACUAUGGAGAACUUAAGAGCUCGUAUCGAUGUUAGACUUGUAAAUGAUGAAAAAAUAGCUAAGAAAUGCAUCGCUUCUCCUGCAUUUCAAUCAUUUUCCAUUUUUAACAAUGAUUUAGUAGCUGUAAAAAUGCAAAUCAAGACGUUAACUUUGAAUCGGCCUGUAUAUGCUAGAUUCUCCAUUUUAGAUAUUUCUAAAACACUUAUGUAUCAAUUUCACUAUGAUUUCAUGAAGAUGAAGUAUGGAAAAAAUGUCCAUCUUCUUUUUACAGAUACUGAUUCUCUGUGUUAUGAAAUCUCAUGUCAAGAUUUCUACCAUGAUAUGCUAAAAGAUUUGCAUAUGUAUGAUACGUCCGAUUACCCUACAGAGCACCCUUUACACAGCCAGGCAAAUAAAAAGGUCAUCGGAAAGAUGAAAGAUGAACUAAACGGGAAUAUUGCCAUUGAAUUUAUUGGGUUAAAGAGCAAAAUGUACUCUCUGAAAACUGAAUUAUUCGAAAAGAAGACUGCAAAAGGGGUUUUAAAACCUGUAAUUCAGCGUGACUUAAAACAUGAAGAUUACAGGAACUGUCUUUUCGGAAAAAAGCUGCAUAGGCACAAUAUGAUCAAAAUUGAAAGUCGUAAGCAUCACCUUAGCACGAUUUUAUUGCGAAAAGUGAGUUUAUCCCAUUAG